GCAGGGGAGAGGCGGCCCGAUGGGGCGGCCGGCCGGCAGCCUGGCCCCGCUCCGGCUGCUGCUGCUGCUGGCGCUGGGGCACGCCUGGACCUACCGGGAGGAGCCACAGGACGGCGACAGGGAGGUUUGCUCCGAGAACAAAAUCGCCACCACCCGCUACCCCUGCCUGAAGCCCACGGGCGAGCUCACCACCUGCUUCAGGAAAAAAUGCUGUAAGGGUUAUAAGUUUGUUCUUGGACAGUGCAUCCCUGAAGACUAUGAUGUUUGUGCUGAAGCUCCCUGCGAACAGCAGUGCACAGAUAACUUUGGGCGAGUCUUAUGCACUUGCUAUCCUGGGUACCGCUAUGAUCGGGAGAGGCACAGGAACAGAGAGAAGCCGUACUGCCUAGAUAUCGACGAGUGUGCCGCAAGCAACGGGACGCUGUGCUCUCAGAUCUGUGUCAACACCAUGGGCAGCUACAGGUGUGAGUGUCACGAAGGCUACACCCGGGAGGAGGAUGGCAAGACGUGCACCAAAGGAGAUAAAGCUGGGCUUCCUGAGAAGUCUGAAAAUGUGGCAAAACAGGGGACAUGCUGUGCCUCUUGCAAGGAAUUUCAUCAAAUAAAGCAGACGGUUUUACAACUGAAGCAAAAGGUUGCUUUGCUACCAAAUAAUGCUGCUGAUCUUAGCAAGCAAAUCACUGGUGAAAAAGUGCUUGCAUCUAAUGCAUAUAUCCCUGGCCCCCCAGGCCAGCCUGGCCAACAAGGCCCUCCAGGGGCUCCAGGACCAAAAGGGAGUCAAGGAGUUCCUGGGUCACCUGGACCUCCUGGACAGCCAGGCCCUCGUGGAUCAAUGGGACCGAUGGGCCCAUCUCCAGACAUAUCACAUAUUAAGCAGGGCAGACGGGGCCCCGUGGGCCCACCAGGAGCCCCAGGGAGAGAUGGUAGCAAGGGGGAGCGAGGAGCACCAGGACCAAAGGGGAUACCUGGCCCACCAGGUUCAUUUGAUUUCCUAUUGCUGAUGAUGGCAGACAUCAGAAACGACAUUGCUGAGCUGCAAGAGAGAGUGUUUGGACACAGGACUCAUUCAUCAACAGAGGAGUUUCCAUUACCUCAGGAAUUUACAAACUAUCAUGACACAGUAGAUUUUGGAUCUGGAGAAGACUACAAACCACGGGCAGCACCCAGAGACUCCAGGAUACAGAAGGCAGCCCGUCCUUAGCUAUGCCUACUGAAAAAUAGAGCCCCUUUAGAGUUCUUCAAUAUAAAAAUGCACUGACAAUGUAAAAUAUAUAUAUAUAUUUCCCAGUUUUCUCUCUGCUUUUCCCCAACCAUGCUGCCUGUACUGUAGCUUUCCUGGUUCAUGGUGGCCUCCUUGCAGUAACUGCAUACCGUCAAGCCUGCACUGUGUGUUGUACCUAGACUAUCAAGAAAACCUUAGUAUAUAAUAUGAUUAAGGCAUGCUCUGGCUAAUGGCACAGACCACAGUGUUUCAUCUGCCUGCCUUGCUUUCUAUGUCCAAAUAACCCAGUACCUGAAUUUUGCCAGGGGUAGAGGGGUAGCUGAACAUCAUCCCUGAAUGAUGUCAUUAAUGAAAACCUUGGUCCACAGUUACUUUAUACAUGUAAAUAUAUUAUACCACUGAACUCAAGUCUCCAGGUACUGUCCCCAGGCUUAGGAGAGAGUGAAAAGGGGAUCCCUGUUUCACAGCAGAGGCCAGCUGUAAGUGAAAUGUCUUCUUCUAUUAUGCCACAUCAUGGCAGGAAAAGGCAAAAAAAAAUACAGUGAAGCUGUGAUACAAGAGUGCUGCUUCUUGAUCUGGAAAUUAUUUGGCUUUGUGUUGCUACAGUAUCAUUCAAAGAGAGUUCGAAAAGAUGUUUGUCCUAAACUAACACUACUUUUCCCUUACCAUUCUCACACUGCCCAGUUUGAAGGCCAGUUCCCUUCCUCAACAGAUUCACGCUGGAUACAUUACACAAAGAUGAGCAAGAGAACAGGGGAUAUAUAAAGCAGCAAAACCAAGCAAAAAUUAAUCAAGUAGGCUUAUUGGCAAGCAUAAAAUCAAUCCCAGCCUUGCAGAAAGAGUCGGAUUCUGAUCUCUUGUAGGUGCAUGUCUUCCUUGGUGAAAUGCUGAAGUCCAAGAGAAAUCAAGACCAGAGAGAGGCCUCAUGUUUGCAAAGAGCUUCCAUCUGUUUUGCUCCUCUGCUGCAUGAGGGCAACCUAAAUGGCAGUCACAGAACUGGAACACAGAGUUGCAGUGUAUUUGGCUGGGUAUAUGAGGAGUAUGAGUAGGUGCAAAAGUGCACAUGACAAAACAUUUCAACUGGUAUGAGGAUGGCUUAAGGUGAGGUACUGCACACGGGAUCCUAUAUGAUGAAAGGGAGUGCCCUUUUUUUACACUGGAAAAUUGGAUGCACAAGUUAGACCAUACCUCAUGGAUGAUGUAUGUUACCAUUUCUUUUGGAUUACCACAGCUGCUGAGGACUUUGCCAUGCUUAGAAGAUAAAGGAAUAUAUUAAGCACAAAACUUUAAUUUUAUAUCUGUGUAGCUGCUACUUCUACAGUAUGUUUAGUGCUGGGUCAUGUCCAUGUUACAAAUGCAGAGAAAAACUUCUUAUUUUGCCAUGUCUUUCAGGGUUUGCAUAUUCCAAUAGAAUAAAUACAGGUAAAAAUAUAAGCAGGCCCUUUUCAGAUAACCCAUAAAGGUUUGGAUUUCCUUCCAUAUUCUCUGGGCCAAAAGAUAGUUGGUGUAAUCCCUACACCACCAGUACAGGUCACAUUGUAUAAACAGCUGGUUGUCUAGACCUUUCAUAUUGUUUGUAUAUUAUCUUAAGAGGAUGCAUUCAUUCCUGUGAUUGUUUCCCAACUCCUUGCUAUCACUAUGCCACAAGCAAGGGCAUUAGCUUUAAGAACGUUAAUGUUCUGUACUCCUCUUCACGUUAUAUGUGCAUCAAUAUUUACAAAGCAAUGACUAAGUCACUGGGGUAGCUCAGAAAAAAUGAUAGUGCUCUCACCCUGUGGUCUUUGGGCUUCUCCUCAGGGAGGAGCUCUGGCAGCAGCUGCAGAUCCAAGUAGUCUUGUGAACCAGGUAAUAAGGAAAUCAGUGAGACUUGGGGAAGGAAUUUGUGGCCAAAAGAGGUAUGGUCUUAUACGCAGCAGACUGAAAGAAACCUCUAAGACAGCACAAACUGAGGCACUUAUGUCUUAUUUUCUUAAUUUCAAGCAGGCAACUAGGUAUAACUUCGUUCAUGAAUAUGCAAUUUGUUAAAUGCCAAAUGUUGUAUUUGUAACUCUUGCAAAUUAUAUAACUCUUGCAUAUAUUUACCACCACACCCCAUCACCUGCUGGAUCAGGUUGAUUCCCACGAUAGAAUUAAUAGCUGCAGGUUUUUUGACCAUCAGAUACUGAAUAAUGAGUUAAGACGAGUUACUUCCUACAUACCAACUAAAUUCUAUUGCCCCCUACCCACAAGAAGAUGUCUUCUAAAACAGGCACUUACUUUAGUUCUAAGCUCUGCUUUUCCAAAUACAGACAAAUAACCAAAUGAGAAGUUCCUACAGUUUGACCAUCAAAUUCAGGGGUAGGUGACAAUCACCCUGCUGUGCAUAAGUAUCCAGGGAAGGGAAAUUCUGAGACUGGACCAGAAAAGUAGGUAAAAUACAUGGUUCACUGUAAGUAUAGAAAGCUGUCCUACAGUCUCAUGAACAUAAAAUAUGGCACAUGUUUAAAUGCCCUUCUGAAUGGAAACCUCAGUAACUUCCCUUUCUGGAGUCUGCGUCACUGGUUUUCACAGCCUAGAGCUGGGUUUCCAACAGACGUGCUUACUCCAUAAAAAAACAGAAAAGGAAAGUGGGUUUGUCCUUGUGCUUCACCCUCCUUUUUCCAGGCUCCCUGCCCUAAAGCUGUUGGCUAAGUCCCAGCAGCAAGGAGGGGACACUAUGGUAAAGAUAAGUCCACCAGACAUGACACAGGAAUUCCUCCACCAGGGAGAGCCCCUCUGAGCACAGCCUUCUGUCUGCGCCUGGCUAAGAUCUUUGCAUAGACCUUUCUCAUUUUAUUUCUGAUUAUUUGUAUGAUAGCUUUCAUAACACAUUGUAUCAGAAACAUUUCAUUCAGAUUUCUGGAUAAACACAUAAAGACAUUCAGAUAGAAAAGUGACCUUUUUUUCCAGUAUACCCAAAGUUUUAUAAAGCUAGAGCAGAGGAAUCAUUUCGAAUCUUAAGCUUCAUUACCGAGUAGGCAGGGAAGUCAUUACCUUGUAAAUUAUUUCUCUGUGGCUCCAAAAAUAACUCCCCCAAGAAUCAAAAAUAAUAAUGUAGAAACAUCUACACUUAUGCUUAGUUUCAUUACUAGGCUCAUGCACAUGACAACUUUGUUUCAUAUAAAUACUAUGUAUAAUUUUAUUAGAAAGAAAUAUAAUUUUGAUGUUAAGACAUCAAGUUAUAAGCAGAAGGAUAAUAAAGAGUUUGUUAUUUUAUUAAUAUUAGAAAUAUAUUUAAUGGAAACAUUUGCAAGAGUGUGCAGUGAUGGGAAAAUGCUGAUUGUUAAUGGAAAUUGGUAAUUGGAAAAGGUUUUCUUUCCACACCGUGCCAAGUACAUACAGGAUUAGUCUUUCUUGCAAAGCUGGAACACUGACAGAGAAGAAUUUUUAUAUAGUCACGCUAAAAAAAGGAGAGGAAAAUUGAUUGUAAAUGGAAUUUAAGAUAAUGCCUGGAGUUAUUGUUGGCGUCACAGCUUGAGUAACCUUUUUCCUGGAAGUAUUUCAGAGUUAAUACGCUAAGCCCCAGAGAAGCAAAAAAAGAUGGGGCAUGGGGGUUGGGGGUGUCCCAGAAUAUGUUAAUUUCACAUUAAAAUCCGUAUGUUUGUUCCUAUUACACAUUCCAAUAACUAUGCUGUUCACUUUAUUUAUAUAUGAAAUACUAAAAACUGUGUAAAAUGAUGGGGAUUUUAUGAUGUAUUCAUAAUAACAAAGAUAUUUUUUCUUA
Molecule: messenger RNA, 4964 nt
Organism: Aquila chrysaetos chrysaetos
Lineage: Eukaryota; Metazoa; Chordata; Aves; Accipitriformes; Accipitridae
Gene: CCBE1
Product: collagen and calcium binding EGF domains 1
Exons: 11
Coding region: 20-1201 (393 amino acids)
Molecular function (GO): calcium ion binding
Source: RefSeq, a predicted model, not a curated record